Messenger RNA from Juglans microcarpa x Juglans regia, 4008 nucleotides. Its product is annotated as extensin-2-like. Gene Ontology annotation, biological process: plant-type cell wall organization. The transcript is spliced from 4 exons. The record is from RefSeq and is a predicted model, not a curated record. Bases 128 to 3505 code for a protein of 1125 amino acids. NCBI's taxonomy places the organism in Eukaryota, Viridiplantae, Streptophyta, Magnoliopsida, Fagales, Juglandaceae. Gene Ontology annotation, molecular function: structural constituent of cell wall.
CUGAACCAGAACCAGAACCAGAACCAGAACCAUCUCUCCCUCCCUUUUCCCUCACGCUCUCCUCCCACAGAGAGAAUUUUUUAGGCCAAAACACAUUGGCUGCAGGUGGUGAGUUUUCCGGCAUCCUAUGAGGAUUACAGGUCUCGACCCCUUUAGGGGUCGUCUUUGGCCUCAAUUGGUCCUGGCUUUGGCCAUAGUCCUUGUUUCGAGCAAUGUAGCUUCAGUCUCUGGAGAUGCUUAUCCUUAUAGUUCUCCACCACCACCUUACGAGUACAAGUCACCUCCUCCACCUGUUCAUUCUCCACCACCACCAUACGAGUACAAGUCACCUCCUCCUCCGGCUCAUUCUCCGCCUCCACCUUACGAAUACAAGUCACCGCCACCACCUGCCCACUCCCCACCUCCACCUUACGAGUACAAGUCUCCGCCACCACCUGCCCACUCCCCGCCUCCACCUUAUGAGUACAAGUCACCUCCUCCACCUGUCCACUCCCCGCUACCACCUUAUGAGUACAAGUCACCUCCUCCACCCGCCCACUCCCCGCCACCACCUUAUGAGUACAAGUCUCCGCCACCACCUGUCCACUCCCCGCCACCACCUUAUGAGUACAAGUCACCUCCUCCACCUCCUUACAUCUACAAGUCUCCACCCCCUCCUUCUAGUCCACCCCCGAAGCCUUACUACUACAAGUCUCCUCCACCGCCGGUUCACUCGCCUCCACCACCUUAUUACUACAAGUCUCCACCACCACCACCACCUCCUUCAAGUCCACCCCAAAAGCCAUACUACUACAAGUCUCCUCCACCGCCGGUUCAUUCGCCUCCACCGCCUUAUUACUACAAGUCUCCACCACCCCCCUCGCCCUCACCUCCGCCUCCUUACUACUAUAAAUCUCCACCACCACCGGUCAAGUCUCCACCACUACCACCUUACUAUUAUAAAUCUCCACCACCACCCAAGCACCUUCCUCCUCCAUACUACUACAAAUCUCCUCCACCACCUUCACAUCCGCUACCACCCCCAUACUACUAUAAAUCUCCACCACCACCCAAGCACCUUCCUCCUCCAUACUACUACAAAUCUCCUCCACCACCUUCACAUCCGCUACCACCUCCAUACUACUAUAAAUCUCCACCACCACCCAAGCACCUUCCUCCUCCAUACUACUACAAAUCUCCUCCACCACCUUCACAUCCGCUACCACCCCCAUACUACUAUAAAUCUCCACCACCACCCAAGCACCUUCCUCCUCCAUACUACUACAAAUCUCCUCCACCACCUUCACAUCCGCUACCACCUCCAUACUACUAUAAAUCUCCACCACCACCCAUGUCCCUUCCUCCCCCAUACCAUUACCCUCCUCAUAUGCACCAUCCAUUGAUAGUCAAGGUGGUAGGAAAAGUCUACUGCUACAGAUGCUAUGACUGGGGAUAUCCAAUCAAAUCACACGACAAGAAGCAUCUCAAAGGUGCCGUCGUGGAGGUAACUUGCAAGGUUGGAAAGGAUGAGAUCAAGGCCUAUGGUACCACUAAGAUCAACGGCAAAUAUAGCAUCUUAGUCAAAGGGUUUGACUACAACAAGGACGGUGGGGCAGAGGCCUGCAAGGCGAAGCUCCACGCUGCACCCAAACAUUCACCAUGUAAGAUCCCCACUGACCUUCACUGGGGCAAAAAGGGUGCCAAGCUCAAGGUCAAGUCCAAGAAUCACUAUGAAGUUGUGCUCAGAGCUAAGCCAUUCGCUUAUGCUCCAAAGGCUCCUUACAAGGAGUGUGAGAAGUCCAAGCCCAAGCCAAUGCCCAAAUCUCCACCACCACCAGUUUACCAUCCACCAUAUGUCUACAAAUCUCCACCACCACCGGUUUACCAUCCACCAUAUGUCUACAAAUCUCCACCACCGCCGGUCUCUCAUCCUCCCCCAAGCUACAUUUACAAGUCUCCACCACCACCGAUUUAUCAUCCACCCUACAUGUACAAGUCUCCUCCACCACCUGUUUACUACCCACCACCCACUUACAUCUAUAAGUCACCACCACCACCACCUUACAUCUACAAGUCUCCACCACCACCAGCCCAUUUACCGCCACCAUACUACUACAAGUCCCCACCACCACCAGUCUACUCCCCUCCACCUCCAUACUAUUACAAGUCCCCACCACCACCACCAUCCCAUCCUCUCCCUGCCCCGUACUAUUAUAAGUCUCCUCCUCCACCAGUGCACUCUCCACCACCACCUUACUACUACAAAUCCCCGCCUCCACCAGUGCACUCACCCCUUCCUCCAUAUGUGUAUAAGUCCCCGCCACCACCGGUGCAUUCUCCACUGCCACCAUACUACUAUAAAUCUCCACCUCCACCGGUGCAUUCUCCCCCUCCACCAUAUGAGUACAAGUCUCCACCACCACCGGUGCACUCUCUCCCACCACCUUACUACUACAAAUCUCCACCACCACCAGUGCAUUCUCCCCCUCCUCCAUAUGAGUACAAGUCUCCACCACCACCGGUGCACCCUCCACUGCCACCUUACUACUACAAAUCCCCACCACCACCAGUGCAUUCUCCCCCUCCUCCAUAUGAGUACAAGUCCCCACCACCACCACCAGUGCACUCACUUCCACCACCUUACUACUACAAAUCCCCGCCUCCACCAGUGCAUUCUCCCCCUCCUCCAUAUGAGUACAAGUCUCCACCACCACCAGUGCACCCUCCACUGCCACCUUACUACUACAAAUCCCCACCACCACCAGUGCAUUCUCCCCCUCCUCCAUAUGAGUACAAGUCUCCACCACCACCGGUGCACCCUCCACUGCCACCUUACUACUACAAAUCCCCACCACCACCAGUGCAUUCUCCCCCUCCUCCAUAUGAGUACAAGUCUCCACCACCACCAGUGCACUCUCUUCCACCACCUUACUACUACAAAUCCCCGCCUCCACCAGUGCACUCUCCCCCUCCUCCAUAUGUGUAUAAGUCCCCACCACCUCCAGUGCAUUCUCCCCCUCCUCCAUAUGAGUACAAGUCCCCACCACCGCCAGUGCACUCUCUUCCACCACCUUACUACUACAAAUCCCCACCACCACCAGUGCAGUCUCCUCCACCUCCAUAUGAGUACAAGUCCCCUCCACCACCAGUACACUCUCCUCCUCCUCCAUAUGAAUACAAGUCCCCACCACCACCUGUGCACUCUCCUUCACCUCCUUACAUGUACAAGUCCCCUCCACCACCAUAUGAGUACAAGUCCCCACCACCACCUAUGCAUUCUCCUCCACCUCCUUACAUGUACAAGUCCCCUCCACCACCAGUCCACUCUCCUCCACCUCCAUACGAGUACAAGUCUCCUCCACCCCCAGUGCACUCUCCACCACCACCAUAUGAGUAUAAGUCCCCACCCCCUCCAGUUCACUCUUCCCCUCCUCCCUACUUCUACAAAUCACCUCCCCCACCUGAGAAAUCUCCUCCACCACCUGUCUACAUUUAUGCAUCUCCUCCACCACCAAUUCACUACUAAGCUCGAGAAGACCAGCCUCGUAGCACACCAAUCAUAUGUUAGUUUCGAGAAUGCAAUAAGAGAAGACACAAUUAGAGAAAGAUAUAGGAACCAAGCUUCCAAUCCAAGUUCAUUCAAUAAGGAUCUGACUGCAACAUUUGAUUCCUAUAUACAUCAUUCAGAUCAGAUUGCUUCUACUUAUCUGGUGGCCAUGUUACACACUAUAAUCUUAUUAUAUUCAAGUUGGAGUGGCUUCAGAGGUUUACAUGAGGAAAGUCGGAUUAGGAAGUGGGAUUCAAAGUGUCACUAGAAUUUGGAUGUGCAUGUCAGUCUGUCACGUUUAUUUAUUUAUUUUCAAAUUUCCACUCGGUUAUAUCCUAGAGGUUGUUCCAUCUAGUCAUUUAAAAAUUGUAUAGAGUAUGACCGUGUAUGAUUGGGUUUCCUACUUAUUAUGGUAAUUUGUUUGUUGGAACUUCUUGUGCUUUGUGCAAUGAGAUUAUUAUCAAUAAAGAAAUUAAGACAGA